This is a messenger RNA of Adineta ricciae, 1023 nucleotides long. The record is from the annotation of a GenBank genome assembly. Lineage: Eukaryota; Metazoa; Rotifera; Eurotatoria; Adinetida; Adinetidae.
AUGUGCCAAUAUGAUGAAGCACAGAACUUUUUUCACUAUCUCAAAGAUGAUCAUUCUGCAACAGAAGAUUUACCUUGGAUCGAACAGUCACUUGGUCACAUCCUUUCGUCGAAAUGUCAAUGGAAUGAGGCAAAAGUCUAUCUGGAUCAAUCUUAUCAUCGAAUGAUCAGCCAUGAACCACUACAAAUCAAAGAUUCGACUGUUGUUCUCCAAAGUCUUGGUCAAGUUCUAGAAAGACAGGGAAAAGUGGAAGAAUCGUAUGAGUUGCAUGAGAAAGCAUUGUUGAUUCGAAAGCAAUUCUAUUCCUUCGAUUAUCCACGCAUUGCUGAUAGUCUGGAGUGUUUCGGUCUGGUCGGCGAAAUGAAGAAAAACGAUGGUCAAGUUCUACAUGUCAUGGAACAAGCGUUGGCCAUUCGAGAAAAGUAUUAUGGACAUUUUCAUGCUGAUAUUGGUCAAAGUUUGAAUAAGAUGAACGAAUUGUUACUCGAACGAGGUGAACAUGACAAAGCCUUGUCAAAUCAAAAUCGAGCGAUGUCAAUUUAUAAGGAGUCGUAUCCAUGUGCACAUGUGACAAUUGUUGAUACACUGAUAUGUAUGAGUCGUGUUUUUCAUUAUCAAGCAAAAUACGAAAAAUGUUUAAAUUUGUUAUUAAAAACUUCAAUGACGAUCAGAAGAUUAUUCGAAGCAGGCCAUUAUAAAUUUUCCCUAAUAUUAUGCAAUAUCGGGCAUAUCCGACAUAGGCAAAGUAUAUUUAAUGAAUGCUUAGAAUUUUACUGUGAUACAUUCAUGAGAGCGGAGAAAUUUCUUUCAUCCAAACAUCUAGAUAUUACUUUGCACUUACGGAAUAUUCUAGAAAAAUUUUAUCCAUCAUACAUUCUUUUGAUUACUGAUGUGGUCUAUUGUAUAGGAAACACGCUAAGUGAACAAGGAAAACUCGAUGAUUAUUAUAUCAAUGGCAGCGUUCAAGUAAGUCCAGUUCUUAUCAGUGUUGCUGGUAUUUUGAUCAAACAGAAAAAAACUUGA